Molecule: messenger RNA, 1794 nt
Organism: Eutrema salsugineum
Lineage: Eukaryota; Viridiplantae; Streptophyta; Magnoliopsida; Brassicales; Brassicaceae
Product: myosin-17-like
Exons: 14
Coding region: 211-1665 (484 amino acids)
Biological process (GO): actin filament organization
Source: RefSeq, a predicted model, not a curated record
UUGAGUUUCCUGGAUCGGCGCAUACUCACGGCGACGGCCUUAAUGAACUGAUGUGUCGUCGUAAAUAUCUCCGUAAAAGCGUUCGCUAAUUUGGGUAAAGUCAUCGAUUUCAGCGAAAUCAGCUUAGAUUGAAUCUUCCGUCGAAUCAUCUGCGUUUGCGCCAUGAUCGAAAUUGUUUGUAGUCAAGAAAUCUGACUAGAAGAGAAAACAAUGUCUACACCGGAAGCUAUGCAGGAAACGCAGUUCCAAGUUGAAGAAUCAAAUGCUGCUGUGAUUAGAGAAGGGGAGGCUGCAAGGAAAGCUAUUGAAAAAUCACCUCCAUUCAUGAAAGACACUCCAGUAUUGGUUGAGGAUACUGAAAAAAUCAAUUCAUUGACAUCAGAGAUGGAGGCAAUCAAGGAACAUCAGGAACUACUAGUCAAGUGCAUCUCACAAAACCUUGGAUAUGCUGGGGGCAAGCCUGUUGCUGCAUGUGUCAUUUACAAAUGUCUACUUCACUGGAGAUCAUUUGAAGUCGAAAGAACUAGCGUCUUUAACCGUAUCAUUCAAACAAUAGCUUCAGCCAUUGAAGUCCCAGAUAAUAAUGAGGUUUUGGCGUACUGGUUAUCUAAUUCAGCCACACUAUUGUUGCUUCUGCAACGCACACUCAAAGCAACUGGAGCAGCUAGUUUAACACCACAGAGACGAAGAACAACAUCAUCAUCCCUAUUUGUUUUUCUAUUUCUUCUAACACAAAGAUUAAGGGGAUCUCCUCAAAGUGCUGGACUCUCUUCUCUGAAUAGACAAGAGCUCACCAAGCUUGACGGCUUGAGGCAAGUUGAAGCAAAGUAUCCCGCACUACUUUUCAAGCAGCAGCUUACUGCAUUCCUCGAGAAGAUAUAUGGAAUGAUCAGAGAUAAUCUUAAGAAAGAUAUCUCUCCUCUUCUUGCGUUAUGUAUACAGGCACCAAGGACGUCAAUGGCAAGUUUGGUGAAAGGGAGAGCACAAGAAAAUGCUGUUGUUCAACAAGCUCUGAUUGCCCAUUGGCAAAGUAUUAGGAAAAGCCUGAACACUUACUUGAAUCUAAUGAAAGCAAACAACGUUCCACCAUUCUUAGUCAGCAAAGUAUUCACACAGAUAUUCUCCUUCAUCAAUGUUCAGCUUCUCAACAGUCUUCUUCUACGUCGUGAGUGUUGCUCAUUCAGCAAUGGGAAGUACGUUGAAGCAGGUUUGGCUGAACUAAAACUGUGGUGUAUAGAGGCAACUGAUGAAUAUGCUGGCUCAGCUUGGGAUGAGUUGAGGCAUAUCAGGCAGGCAGUUGCUUUCCUGGUCAUUCCUCAAAAGCAGGAAAAGACUUUGGACAAAAUAACAAGAGAACUCUGUCCGGUGCUAAGUAUACAGCAGCUAUACAGGAUCAGCACAAUGUACUGGGAUGACAAAUAUGGCACUCAUAGUGUUUCUUCAGAUGUUAGUGCAAAGAUGAGGGUUAUUAUGACAGAGGACUCGAACAAUGCCGUAAGCAGCUCUUUCCUUUUGGACGAUGACUCGAGCAUUCCAUUCGCGGUGGAGGAUAUAUCAAUGUCAGUGCAACAAUUGGAUGUAAACAAUGUUGAGCCUCCUCAGUUGAUCCGUGAAAACGCAGGUUUCAGCUUCUUACUCACUCGUGAAGAAGGCAGUUCAUCAUAAUAUGGCAUUGGUGUGGUUUGAUGCUAUCCAGCCCUGAGGAGUGUAUCCAUCUCUUUCUUUCUUUCUUUUUAGUCAUUCAAAUAUUUUGCUGGUUUCUGUAUCGUUGCAAUGAAGGAACUAUAGUUUGUU